AUGCCCAAGUUGGCAUUUGUGAUGGCAGCAGAGAUGCGACUUUUUCGCAAUUGCGAUAGAUUUCUCGCAUUUGCGGGUUCGCAACAGGUUGCAAUUGCAACAUUUGCGCCUCGACAAAAUGAUGAGAAUGCGGGAUUUAGCUCAUAUUUUCACAAACUCUCAACCCUAAAAUCCCUAGAGGUGAAAAAGCUGGCGAGAGCCUAUUUUAAAGAGGCCCAAUGGUUAAAUGCUGGCUACAUUCCAACAUGUGAGGAGUAUAUAAAAAAUGCAAUUGUGAAAAAGCUGGCGAGAGCCUAUUUUAAAGAGGCCCAAUGGUUAAAUGCUGGCUACAUUCCAACAUGUGAGGAGUAUAUAAAAAAUGCAAUUGUAAGCAAUACCUUUAUGGCGCUUGGAACACUUUCCUUAAUUGGUAUGGAGGAACUUAUAACAAAAAACAUUUUUGAAUGGAUCACAAGUGAGCCUUCAAUUGUUCGAGCUUCAUCAACCAUAUGCAGAUUAAUGGACGAUAUUAGUGAUCAUGAAGUUCAGCAACAAAGAGGACAUGUAGCUUCAAUUAUAGAAUGCUUCAUAAAAGAAUAUGGAGCUUUAAAGGAAGAGGCCUAUGUUAAGUUUCGGAAGGAAGUCAAGAAUUCGUGGAAAGACAUAAAUAAAGCAUUACUCCGCCCCACUGAAGUACCAACAUUUGUUCUCGAACGAGUUUUAAAUCUUGCACAUUCAAUGGAUACUCAUUUCCAAGAUGAAGAAGAUGGAUACACAGAUUCGACUUCCAAAAGCAAAGACGUUAUUACCUUGUUGCUUGUUGAACCUGUCAAUAUAUGA
Molecule: messenger RNA, 819 nt
Organism: Nicotiana tabacum (common tobacco)
Lineage: Eukaryota; Viridiplantae; Streptophyta; Magnoliopsida; Solanales; Solanaceae
Source: RefSeq, a predicted model, not a curated record